AGAGGCAUUUUAACAGCUCUCUGAAAGUCAACUGCCUCCCCAGAGUGCAUUCCUUGCCCUGAAGCUGUGUCCUCUGGCUGUGCUACGGGGUGAUGCCCAAGGCGCAUCACUCCUCAAGAACUGGAUCAUGAACAACUUUAUCCUCCUAGAAGAACAGCUCAUCAAGAAAUCGCAACAAAAGAGAAGAACUUCUCCCUCCAACUUUAAAGUCCGCUUCUUUGUUUUAACGAAAACCAGCCUGGCGUACUUUGAGAACCGUCAUGGGAAGAAGCGCACAUUGAAGGGCUCCAUUGAACUCUCCCGAAUCAAAUGUGUCGAGAUUGUGAAAAGUGACAUUAGUAUCCCAUGCCACUAUAAAUAUCCAUUUCAGGUUGUGCAUGACAACUACCUCCUGUAUGUGUUUGCUCCAGACCGUGAGAGCCGGCAACGGUGGGUUCUGGCCCUUAAAGAAGAAACAAGGAAUAAUAACAGCUUGGUACCCAUGUAUCAUCCUAAUUUCUGGAUGGAUGGGAGGUGGAGGUGCUGUGCUCAGCUGGAGAAGCUUGCAGUGGGCUGUGCCCACUACGAUCCAACCAAAAAUGCUUCAAAGAAGCCUCUUCCUCCUACUCCUGAAGACAACAGGCAGAGAGGCUGCAACGUGCAACCAGCAGACCUGCAUGAAAAUCAUGCAGCUGCUUGGAGUUCACCGUGGUCAAAAUUCACCACACAGAAUGAAAAGGGCAAUGAAUUCCAGCGAUCGCUCCAGGAACCUGAAGAAACCCUAGUCAUUGCCUUGUAUGACUACCAAACUAAUGAUCCACAGGAACUCACGCUACAACGUAACGAGGAGUACUACCUGCUGGACAGCUCCGAGAUUCACUGGUGGAGAGUGCAGGACAGGAAUGGGCAUGAAGGAUAUGUACCAAGCAGUUAUCUGGUGGAAAAGUCUCCAAAUAGCCUGGAAACCUAUGAGUGGUACAAUAAGAGUAUCAGCCGAGACAAAGCUGAAAAACUUCUUUUGGACACAGGGAAAGAAGGAGCCUUCAUGGUACGAGAUUCCAGGACUCCAGGGACAUAUACCGUGUCUGUUUUCACCAAAGGAAUUGUAAGUGAGAAUAACCCCUGCAUAAAGCAUUAUCACAUCAAGGAAACUAAUGACAACCCCAAGCGAUAUUAUGUAGCUGAAAAAUAUGUGUUUGACUCCAUCCCUCUUCUCAUCAAUUACCACCAACACAAUGGAGGAGGUCUGGUCACUAGACUCCGGUAUCCAGUUUGUUCCUGGAGGCAGAAAGCUCCAGUCACGGCAGGACUGAGAUACGGGAAAUGGGUGAUUGAUCCCUCGGAGCUCACUUUUGUACAGGAAAUUGGCAGUGGCCAGUUUGGUUUGGUGCAUCUUGGCUACUGGCUCAACAAGGACAAGGUAGCCAUCAAAACCAUUCAAGAAGGGGCUAUGUCGGAAGAGGACUUCAUAGAGGAGGCUGAAGUCAUGAUGAAACUCUCUCACCCCAAACUGGUCCAGCUGUAUGGGGUGUGCCUCGAGCAGGCCCCCAUCUGCCUGGUGUUUGAGUUCAUGGAGCACGGCUGCCUUUCGGAUUACCUGCGCAACCAGCGGGGGCUCUUUGCUGCAGAAACCCUGCUGGGCAUGUGCCUGGAUGUGUGUGAGGGCAUGGCCUACCUGGAGGAGGCAUGUGUCAUCCACAGAGACCUGGCUGCCAGAAAUUGUUUAGUGGGAGAAAACCAAGUCAUCAAGGUGUCUGACUUUGGGAUGACAAGGUUCGUCCUUGAUGAUCAGUACACCAGUUCCACAGGCACCAAGUUCCCGGUGAAGUGGGCAUCCCCGGAAGUCUUCUCCUUCAGUCGCUACAGCAGCAAGUCAGAUGUGUGGUCAUUUGGUGUGCUGAUGUGGGAAGUCUUCAGCGAAGGCAAAAUCCCAUAUGAAAACCGAAGCAACUCAGAGGUGGUAGAAGACAUCUCUACUGGAUUUCGCUUAUACAAGCCCAGGCUGGCCUCCUCAAAUGUCUACCAGAUCAUGAAUCAUUGCUGGAAAGAGAAACCAGAAGACCGGCCACCUUUCUGCAGACUCUUGAGUCAACUGGCUGAACUUGCAGAAUCAGGACUUUAGCAGAGACUCAGUGCCAGGCCGUGGGCUGCAGAUCCUGAAUGAGGGAAGUAGAUUCUCCAUUCACAGAGCAUUAAAAGCUGCCACCAGCCCAGGACUUCCCAGAGGCGGCUGGCCUGUGGCGCUGGUCCCCGAGCUGCCACAGAGGCAGCACCCUGACAGGGGCUGGCACCUGGCCACAGGCAGGAGGCUCGGCCACUGAACUGGGAGCCAAGCCAGAGCAGCAGCGAUAUCUCUACCCUCCUUCCAGCCUCUUAUUGUGUGUGGUACACAAACACUCUGACAGCUUUUAGGCAACAUUUCUUGCACUUCUUAGAGAAAAGGAAAGAUGGGGUAGAAUGAUGGAUUAUUAUUUGUAUCAUUAGUUCAAACAUGAAAUACAACGUUUAUGGUCAACGGUUUAA
Messenger RNA from Hyaena hyaena (striped hyena), 2502 nucleotides. It is a transcript of the gene ITK, whose product is annotated as IL2 inducible T cell kinase. Gene Ontology annotation, biological process: T cell receptor signaling pathway; intracellular signal transduction; peptidyl-tyrosine autophosphorylation. The transcript has 18 exons. NCBI's taxonomy places the organism in Eukaryota, Metazoa, Chordata, Mammalia, Carnivora, Hyaenidae. The coding region runs from base 128 to 2101 and encodes 657 amino acids. The record is from RefSeq and is a predicted model, not a curated record. Gene Ontology annotation, molecular function: non-membrane spanning protein tyrosine kinase activity; ATP binding; protein binding.